ACGGCACAGGACAUGUUUUAGUAGAAAUCGACAUCUGAAUGAUCAUGCACUCUUUAGCUAAAUAUUGGAACUGAAAGUUUGAAAAUGUAACAUCCUCUUGAGCACAGUUUCGUUACUGAAGAGAGAUGGAAAGUUUGUAUCUUCGGAGCAGAUGACAGUGGACACAUUACUUCCUGAUGGCGCCGUACAGGGAUCAUAUUUGGUGAGUUUUGCAGAAAUCGGUAGCGUUUAUAUCCUAAAUGCAAUCGCCUGAUUUGGACCGAAGAACGAGUUUUGCACUACGCCUGACUGGAAGACACGUAACGGGAAGUUUUGAGUCCAGUUUCAGGUUUUUAAGGGAAGACGAUGCAGAUGUUCCGCUGAGGAUCCGCAGCGUUUUCAGGAGUCCAGAACCGGAGAACAAAGAGAAAUGGCUCAAGAUGUCCUACGAGACAGAGAAAACAUACCUGCUAGCUCCGCAGGAGUGCCGCACAUCAUGUGGUUUCCACACAGCUGAUGAGAAAUAUGAAAUCCCAGGAAUGGGAGAGGACAGUGUUUUAGAGAUGCUGAGCUACUCCAAAUUCUCUGAUCUGGAGACAUGGCUGUGUAUGCCCUCUACACUGCUACCCAGGAGCCGGGACUCAAUUUGUUCCAUGUUGCCACCAUCCCAUGAGAGUGACACCGGAGACACAGACAAAGAAUCCAGGCCCCUAGAGAAGGAGUCCAUCCAUCUGAGCCAGUGCCAGGAGAGGAGAACCCAUCUAUUGCCACCCUCCCCGCUCCUGCCAGUUUCAGCCUCCCCUCAGUCAACAGCACCCCUGUGGACCACCUCAACUCCUCUGCCCAAGCCCACCAGAGACUCCUGUCAAGGUGCCGUGAGUGUACGGAAAAGGCGCCGCCUGGCAGCCAGCCCUGGAGGACUGCACUGGGACGCAUCAGGGUCAGUGCUGCGUGACCAUGACCGAGGGGAGACGUCGUCACUGUCGGAAGUGAAGUGCUUCCCUCAGAGUGUAGAUUCAGAGAGCCCUGUCCCAGAGCUGUGGAAGGAAAGAGCGGCUCUUAGGAAAACCGUAUCUGUUGAUGAUAGCUUUCUGCAGCAGACACCACGAGAACAUCACAGACUCCUCAGCCGACUGGAAAGGGGCAAGAAGAAACUCCAAAACAUCCAUAGUCUGGGAGCCACUGGCAGAUACGAAACCCAUAAAAAAUCUGAGAGCAAGAUCUCACGAUUGACUCAGAGACUCAACCAGAGACAGAGCGAUGCUGCACUGAUUAAGGAUUUCAGACCUCUCUUCCUCGCCACUGGCUCACCAGGCAGCUCCCAGAGCCUGGACAGGAACUUCUCCGUUAGUAUGAUGCAACAGAUGCAGAACCUGCAGCUGACCCAGAGUAAAAAGGGGGCGGGGCCUGCCUCCCCCAGCGCUGCUAAGCGUCUCUACCGCAACCUCUCUGAAAAGUUCAAAGGAAGCCACUCCUCCUUUGAGGAUGCCUACUUUUUCGGCCGAUCCGAUCGUAUUCGCAAAGUGUCUAACAUUCAGAGCAGUGAGGCUCUUUUUGAGGCUGUUCAACAGCAGGACCUGGAUGCUGUGCAGAUCCUUCUUUUUCAGUACACAGCCGAUGAACUGGACCUCAACACACCCAACAGUGAAGGCCUGACGCCACUGGACAUCUCCAUUAUGACCAACAACGUCCCCAUAGCCAAGCUGCUGCUCAAAGCUGGGGGGAAAGAGAGUCCUCACUUUGUCAGUCUGGAGAGCAGAGAUGCCCAUCUCUCAGCACUGGUGCAGGAAGCCCAAAGGAGAGCCAGCGAGCUGUCUACCCAGGUGAUGAGAGAGAGUCUCAGCCUGGAAACAUCUGACAAGGAAAAACAGCUCAAAGCCUGGGAGUGGAGAUGCAAGCUCUACAAGCGCAUGCGCACCGGCUUCGAGCAUGCACGGCCACCAGAGGCUCCUUCGGCCGUGCGUCUGAGUGUGACUGGCAGCACAUCUCUCACUGUUACCUUUCAGGAACCUGCCAGUAUGAACUCAGCUGUGGUGACCAAAUACAAAGUGGAAUGGAGCUGUCUGAAGGACUUCUCUUUAUUAGCUGGAGAAAUGGCCCUUGAGAAUCUGCAGUCCCUCAAGUGCACAAUAACAGGUCUCACCACGGGAAGACAGUACUAUGUUCAAGUGUCCGCCUACAAUAUGAAAGGCUGGGGUCCACCACAACUUUCUCAACCCCCUUCUGCUGUUCCCUCCAACUGGAAGGACAGUGAUGGGAGAGAGAGCAGAAGGAGAGGUCACAUCGAGGCCAUGGAGAGGCUCCUACAGCAGGUUCGAGCCACACAUCAGCACUACUGCUGCGGAGACACAUCAAAGCUACAGAAUCCCAGUCGAAAACAGUCAGUGUCCCGCAGCCUAAAACAUCUUUUUCACUCCUCUACUAAAUUUGUCAAGAGUCUCAGGAGGGGAGUUUAUAUAGCGUCAGUAUUUUACCAUAAGGACAGUCUGCUAGUGACUAAUGAGGAUCAGAUACCCAUCGUGAAGGUGGACGACUCAUACAGCAGCUCCCUCAUGCAGGACUUUCUGUGGUUUACAAAGCUGUCUUGUAUGUGGGAGGACGUCCGGUGGCUCAGACAAAGCCUGGCAGUCUCCACCUCAUCCUCUUCCACACUGCAGUCCAGACAGAAGAUGCUGGCAGCUGCUGGCCACCUGCAGAACCUCCUGGGCACUCACAACUUGGGCCGAGUCCACUAUGAGCCCAUUAAGGAUCGCCAUGGCAACGUGUUGCUUGUUACGGUGAGGGAGAUGGACAGCCUCUAUUCUUUUUUCAAUGGGAAGUGGAUGCAGGUAUCCAAACUGCAGAGCCAGAGGAAGUCUCUUUCCACCCCUGAGGAACCCUAUGCCCUGGACAUUCUUCUAAUCACCAUACAGGACAUUCUGGCUUACCAGAGACGCAGUCAGCACCGAUUGUCUUCUGGGCUUUAUCUGGGUUACCUGAAGCUCAGCAGCUCUGUGGAUCAGAUCAAGGUUCUGGUUCCUCAACGGAUGCCUAACAUGCUCUGCCACACCAAGAUACGAGAUAACUGGAAUGUGUCAAGGGAUGAGUGGGAAUGGCUGCAGUCACUGUCUGGCCCUGUGGAGGUGGAAAGAGCAGAUCAGGAUGAAGACUGCCUCCUUUACUCAGAGAUUCAGACGGCCAUUAAGAGUCUGCUGCACCAGAUCAAUCUGCCUCUCCACCAGGCCACGCACUUCCGUCUCUACACACACGAGGUGCUGGAGCUGGGUCACAAUGUGUCCUUUCUUCUGCUGCUGCCUGCCUCAGACAACGUUUGCUCUGCCCCGGGACAGACCAACCCCUACACACCACACUCGGGGUUCCUCAACCUCCCUCUUCAAAUGUUUGAGCUCGUUCACUUCUGUUCAUAUAAGGAAAAAUUUAUCAGUCUGUACUGCCGGCUGUCUUCAGUGCUGGACCUGGACUCCCUGAUUACCCAGCAGGCUUUUAGAGAAUCUAUCACUGACUCUGAGGUGUCCACGGCCAAACAGAGACAACAGCACAUAUUGGACUACAUCCAGCAAUUGGACGAGAUGUGGCGAGACGUCCGCUGGAUCACCAAUGCACUGCAGUACGCCCGCUAUAAACAACCUCUCGGUUGGGUGCCUAUCACCUGGCUUGUAGAUGUCAGCAUGGAGCCUCCUGUCCAGAAGAAUGACUCCACAUCCUCUAACACAGACUAUGUGCCCACUCCCUCUCCCUCUCCAGAAUUAAGAAGAAGAAAGUGCACAAUUGAGUCCCAGCCAGGUUCUGAUGAAGAGGGCUGUUCGGAAGUCUUCCUCCCCACAGACAGUGACUAUGACUCCAGUGACGCUCUGAGCCCUCGUGACCUGGACUUGGUUUACUCCUCAGCCCAGGAUCUCUCCCAUCAGACCGCACACGUCUUCAGCGGUAGCGCCCCAGAUGUUCUCCAGAUGCAAGACCUUAAGUACAGGGCUUUCUCCAAGUCAAUCCUGGAGACCGAAUCAUGCACCAAGGAUAUGGAGGACCUGUCAUUGUCCUCAUAUUCUGUGAAGGCCACAGAGAAAGCUAGUCGCUCUAAGUUCCUGGCCGAUCCACCAACAAAGCGCAAGCUGAUCUCCAAAAGCCAUCCCCAGAGGAGUUAUUUCGGUGGGCAGCAUCGCUGGUUGCAUGUACAGAGUGAGAGCCACUCGCCCUCGCUGUCUGAGGGCAUCUACACCAGACAGAGUGAUAUUGACCUCCCAUUGGAGACUCCACUCUCCCUACCACAUUCUCCCACUACCUCCUACAGUUUGGAUGAGUACAGGCCAUCCUACAGGGAGAGUAAGCCCAACGUCCACAGGAUCUUUGUGGAGUCUUGCAGCAAGACUUCACCCAGCCGAGAUGUUCCACACUGGAAGGAGGAGGAGGAGAAAGGGAUGAGAGGAGCUGCCGCUGCAGAGGCCAGGUCGGGCUACGGCACCACAGCAGAAACUCAGGAUGUAGACUCGGAUGAACUAACAAAUGAACAAAUCUCAGAGGUCCUUAGCAGCACUCUUUAGAAUGAUCUGAGUGUUCCAUCAUGAAGAUGUGUGGUUUUGUUACCACCUAAAUUGCCUCAAACUAUACCCCUCCUCUCCAUCUGCACACAUCAUACUGUAACAACUCACUGUUGUAAUAAUAACUUAGACUAAUCAAUUCUUGCAUCCUCUCUGCAGACAGUGGAAGAGGACAAAGUUGCUGGUCAACUCUGUGGGACUCAUAAACCAUGGCUCUGACUGUUAAAAUGUCGAUUAUCAAUGCAACGUGAAACAAAGCACUGCUUUUCCUCAGAACUUGAAAUUGCCUCAGCCAAUAGAGCGCAACAGUGACAGCCAACCUUUUCAAUGGCCUUGGUUACAAAACCAUUUUCCCUUUCAUUUUCUCCAAUGGCAUUUAAAAAAAAAAUAAUAAUAAAUCAGUACAGAGUUCUAAGGGGACAUUCACACCGAAUACAUAUUUUUAUCCAUCUAUGCUAUUUUUUAAUUAUUUUCUAUGUAAACAUGCACUAGACGGAUGCCUUUGACCAUUGCGCUGUGUCUUGCUGUUUUUCCACCGCAAGACAUUGUGUCAAUUUAAAAGAACUUCUAGGUUUAGGUCACGUCCACACUAAUACGUUUAAGUUUAAAAACUUUAGUUUUCCAUUUCCUAGUGGCAUCGUUUUCCAAAGUAUGUGGUUAUGGAGAUAAGAGUCUUUUGGUCGAGGAAAACGACAUUCUUAUGUGGAUGAGAGGCGUAAAUGUAGCAAAAUCAAUGCAUUUUCAAACAAAAUUGUAUUAGUGUGGACGUGGCCACAUUAAAAAUGUCCCGAGACACCUGCAUUCUGUUCCAUUUGAUGCACUUUAUCGAACUGUUUUUAACAUAAAAAUAUGUAUGGUCUGAACUGGCCCCUAAGCCAUGAACCAAACUUCUGUAACUGGUAGGGGUGUAAUGGUACACAGAAGUGACGGUUCGGUACGUACCUCAGUUUUGGGGUCACGAUUCGAUACGAGUUCGGUACAACAGGAAAAAGCAACAAAUCCCAAAUGCUAGGUUUCUUUUCAUUUAUUUUGAACAGACAGUAGUGCAAAUUACAGUUUGUUCCACCUAGCAGCAUUUAGUCCCCCCUGAGGUAGUUGGUACAGUACAGCCUCCUUUAGUGUAUUAAGCACUAAGCAGUAAACAGAAUGCACUCUUUCAUAGGCCAUAAUUUUGUAGGGUUGAUAAAAAACAAAAGGUAUUUGGUCACAAUCAGCUACAAAACUGAAAAGCAUCUCUUGUGUUAUAAAAGAACAACAUAAAUAGAAUAAUGAAAAAUAAAACUUGUGCAUUAGGAGAAGCCAUUCUUGUUUUGGGUUGGUGCAUAGAUUGUCUCUUCUUCUUCUGCUCUUUUUCCUGUUGUGGCGGUUAGCAAACAGUGUUGCAUUACUGCGCGCGCCCCCUUCUGGAUUGGAGUGUGGAUCGCCUGUGUCAGAUGUAUUCUUCGUCUGACUACAUGCACCGAACCUUGACGUCAGUACCGUGACGGUUCAGGACGAAUACAUGUACCGUUACACCCCUAGUAACUAGCUCCAAGAUGAAUCACAUUUGAUUUGAAGCAAAAAAUUAUUUGAAUGAACUUCUCAUCCCACAAAGCAUUGUAACUGAAUCAUAAUCAUCAAGUAUAAAAUGUAAUUUAUAAAAAAAGAAAUUAUUGCAGUAUAUUCAAAUAAAUAAUACUGUGCAAAAGUUUUAGGCAUUUGUGACAAAAUGUUGAAUAGUGAGGCUAUUAUUCAUGCCAUGAAUAAUUUUUAUUUAUCAGUUAACUUUAUGCAAAGUGCAGUAAGCAUAAAAAAACCGAAAUCAAUAUUUGAUGUGACCACCCUAUGCCUGUUAAACAGCACCAAUUUUUCCUACACAUUUUUUUUUUCUUCUUUUUUUACAAAAUUGUUGGCAGAUGUGUAACUCCAAGCAUCUUGGGGAACUUGCCACAGUUCUUUGUAUUCAGGCUGUCUCAAUUGCUUCUGUCUCUACAUGUAACCCCAGACUGACUCAAUGAUGUUGAGAUCUGGGCUUUGUAGGGGCCAUGCCAUCUGCUGUAGGGCUCCUUGUUCUACUUCUAUUCUAAUCUGUUUUCAAAAGGAAUGUUUGGAAAUCUAAAAUUGAUAUUUCCUAUUGACACACUAAUGCAGAAGAUAUAAAAUAACCAUAUAUAUAUAUAAUUUUUUUUUUUUUUUGUGAAAUGUCUAAUAUACCUAAGACUUUGGCACAGUACUGUAUAUAUAAUGCUUGAUUUACUGUAUAUAUAAUGCUUGAUUUACUGUAUAAUACAAUGCUUAAUGGAAGUGGGUGGUCACUGUCACUCCUGAACUCUGCACCGUUGCUAAAGCACUCUUCAGGAUUGAAGAUAGUGAAUUAUCCUUUUUUAUAUGAAGUUGCAAUCACACUGAUUGGGGCUUCUACAGAAGCAUAUAUCAUCAGCAUAUAUCAUUAAUAACAACAUCGGAGCUCCUGAUAGGCCUGCCUUUAAAAGUUUACAUAUAUUCGCUAAACCUAAUUUCUCCAUGGAGAUUAUGAACAGGAUUCUUUACUUCAAAACCCUACUGUUGUUCUCUAUUCUGAUGUUGUAGGUGAAGAGUGGAGUUAAGUGAAUUAGCAGCCACUCGUAGUUCAGUUUGAAGUAUGUGGUAUUUAUUUACUUGCAAUGACAGAUCGAUUUACUAGCUAAUUUCACUGCCCAUUUAGAAUUGUUUGCUGUACUAUUGAAGUAUGAACAGGCUUAAUCCCCUUCAGACUUUAUCUGUUUCUAAUAGAUUGUUUUUCAGUGUAUGCAUGGAAGAAUGUCUCAUUACUGUCUACUUUGUUACAAAACAAAAGAGCCUCAAUUAAAAAGGUGGUAUCUAGUUCCAGCGGAAGAGUCUGUGACUUUUGUUCCACAACUCUACAGCAAUCACAAUUUGUUUCAUUGAAGAAAACAAAUUGUGCAUUGUUUACCUUUUGAUAGUGAUUUGUGGUGUUUGGUUGUUCACAUUUGAAUAUUCAUUGCAAUUAAUUUGUUUUUGUUUGUAUUUAUGAUGGAUAACCAACUCUUCUAAAAUUAAAUGAAAACCACUUAUGUUUUACAGGCUGGGGAGAAGAGAAAACUGCACUUUUAAUAUGGAAUUGCAUCCCACACUUUUUACUGUAAUAAUAGUAGUUUGAUAGCUGGAUUGUUUGUAAUGGACCACUUUUGGCCUUUUUGCAGAGGAAGGUGCAACCUUAUUUGCCUGUACUGCAAAUUUGUGCCACUUUAUGUAAAACACAUUCACGAGUGUUUGUUUGAUUUGGAAGUGGAUUGUUCAUUUUGCAAAAGCCAUAGAUAUUUGAAAAGAAAGGCAAGGUUUGGGACAUAACCAAACAGUAGUAGAUUUAUUCAAAAAUCCAUACCAUCUUCAUUUUGCAAUUUCUAUUACCCAACAGAGUAAGUGUGAAUAUAAUAUAAAUAUAUUCACAGUAAUCCAGAUGUAUGCCCUAAGAAUUUAUGAAGUGAAACAUUUAUUUUCCCAAAUGAAAAGGGCAGCUUACGCAAGCAACAUUGUGAAUGUGUUUGUUGCAAUGUUCCAACAAUUGGUUGCUGUUUGCAUUUUCUUUUUUUCUUUCUUUUUUUUUGCACAAAAAUGUUCAUUGAUUUCCAAAAAUAUGCCGCAACUGGACAUCUUAUUGAUUAAUGUACAGUGAUGUCAGUUGGUGCUGAUGGUCCAGUGGGCAAAAUGCACUUCUCUGACACACUGGUGCGUGUGUUUGAGCCCAGUUCUUAAAGUAUGCAUUCAAAACUACCCCACAGGGAUGAGGCAUUAUCCAAGAGUCCACUUAACGGAUUCCAGUUUAAUUAUUGAACUGUCUGAACCAGUUAGGAUAUUAUUGUUAAAUUAUGAAUAUAUUUGUCUUGAUACCUUUAUACUGUGCACAUUGCAAGCCAAAACAAUUAAAAAGCAUCAUAUCUGUAUAUUUUUGCAUUAUGCAUUUAUUGAUCCAAAUAAUAUAUUUCAGUAUUGUAUUUUUGAUGGUUGGUCCCAUGUCAGAUAAGUUAUGUUGUAACUUGUUUGCUAUUUGUGAUGCAACUUGAAUAUGACAAUGUGGCGGAUGUGUUUUAAGUCAUAAAAAAAUAAACAUUCCAGUGUAAAUACAUUAUGAAAUUCUACUCGUGUUUCUCAAGUCUUUGGCCAAUUUUACGUCGUUUUUAAGAAAAGGCUGAAUUUCACACU
Molecule: messenger RNA, 8696 nt
Organism: Myxocyprinus asiaticus (Chinese sucker)
Lineage: Eukaryota; Metazoa; Chordata; Actinopteri; Cypriniformes; Catostomidae
Product: ankyrin repeat and fibronectin type-III domain-containing protein 1-like
Exons: 24
Coding region: 240-4517 (1425 amino acids)
Biological process (GO): regulation of establishment of bipolar cell polarity; establishment of mitotic spindle orientation
Cellular component (GO): spindle
Molecular function (GO): protein binding
Source: RefSeq, a predicted model, not a curated record